Aspergillus sclerotioniger CBS 115572 is the source of this 675-nucleotide messenger RNA. RefSeq names its product cell wall mannoprotein 1 family protein. The transcript is spliced from 2 exons. Bases 1 to 675 code for a protein of 224 amino acids. Gene Ontology annotation, cellular component: extracellular region. The record is from RefSeq and is a predicted model, not a curated record. Lineage: Eukaryota; Fungi; Ascomycota; Eurotiomycetes; Eurotiales; Aspergillaceae.
AUGCGACACGCCAGCUAUCUCAACUACGAUGCGAAGACGGACAAGCUUUAUCUGAUCGACCUCGAGGGCCUCGGAUACACCGACUCGUCCACGUCUGUUGUGGUUGAUGAGGAGAGCCCGUUCGUGGAAGCAUUCAACAUCUGGCAACGCGACCUCCCCACCAUCACUGGCGUGCUCUCCACCAUCGGCACCAAAGUCGACGCCCUCGGCACCGCCAUCCAGGGCUACACGGGCGGCGACGUGACCAAACUCCAACAAGCAUCCAACAAUCUCGUGGCGGCCAUCAACAACGGCAACACGAAGGUCAGCGGCUCCGGGGCUCUGUCCUCCGGCGACGCUCUGGGUCUCCCCGGCCCGGUCAACGACCUCAAGAACAAGAUCUCGACCGUCAUCACCAAACUCGAUGGCAAAAAGGCCCAGAUUGUCAAGGCCGGCAAGGGAGCCCAGACGUACAAUGAUUUGACGCAGCAGAAGGCCGCCGCGAAGAAAUUGUCCGAUACGAUUGUGUCCAAGGUGCCGCAGAACUUGCAGAGCUUGGCGGGGUCCAUUGCGGGGGGGAUUUCGGAGGCGAUUGAUACGGGGGUGAAGGAUUAUGCGGAUCAGGCGCCGAAGGGGAAGAGGGAGGCUGAGGCUGAGGCUGAGGCUGCUCCUGUUGAGGUUGCUGUUGAGGUUUGA